Planococcus citri (citrus mealybug) is the source of this 750-nucleotide messenger RNA. RefSeq names its product follicle cell protein 3C-1-like. The coding region runs from base 121 to 576 and encodes 151 amino acids. The record is from RefSeq and is a predicted model, not a curated record. Lineage: Eukaryota; Metazoa; Arthropoda; Insecta; Hemiptera; Pseudococcidae. The transcript has 4 exons.
GCUAUAUAUAAAUUCGAAUCGUGCAUUGUGAGUUUAUUAUCGUUCGUGGUUUCGUCCUGAGUAAUUCUACGUUUACUUUUUCGUGUACUCGAACUUCGAAGUAUCGAUACCUUAUUCGCGAUGGCUCGUGCUAUUGAUUUAUUAUUCAUCUUGGGUUGUUUCGUAGCCUUCUUGGAAUCAUGCUCUGCUUUGGCUGUAAAAGAUAAACGUGGUGCUGCUGCAACUUCCCAAGCGAACGCAAGUUGCACUUGUGGAGUAUUUUUGAGCAGUCAGAUUGUCGGAGGAGCUGUUAAAUCCAUGUUGGAAAAUCCUGCCAUUACUGUUGACGUUGAAGAACCGGUCAAUUGCGCAAAUACUGCUCAAUGUUCGACGAAAUGUUUCGAAGAGAUGGUGAAAUUCUUACCUACCAGUUCAUCCAUCAUUUGUGGUACUGUUGAUCGUGAAGUUUAUAAAGAAAAGGCUCAUUUAUUCUUGAACGUCUGCGACCAAGGAUGGAAGAAAAGCAAGAUCUCUACUCAAAAAGAAAUCUGUUGCAAAGAUUCAACCUCCUACAAAUGUCCAGCUACAAAGGAGUGAUUGUCAUGUUGAUCAUCUAAUAUUAUUAUUUAUUCCUAUUUAUGGCGUUGUUUUAAUUUAUUUCAUUUAUUUAUUUUCUGCUGCAAUUUUUUCGAACUAAAUAAUUAAUUACUUACUUACUUACCUCUCUUUUGAGUUUUGAUUUUGGCAAAAUUAAUAAAUUGACUCAUUUUA